AUGAGCACACACCAGUGUUUACACAGGAUUUGGUGUGGAACAAAGCAUUUACUGGACAAGGAGACUUCUGUGACUUUGUGUAGCUUCACACUAGGGUCAAAAAUAAACACUUUCUUCUAUUUCCUGUCCUUAGACACACUGACAUCAUACAUCAAACAUACAUACCUUAGUGACCAUGGCAUCCAAGUACCACAACUGCCCCAUCUGUGGCCGCCCCUUCGCAGCUCUCUCCCCCAUCUCAAAAGGGCCCACAAGGUGGACAACGGCGAGGAGCGUCAGCUGCUGCUCAAGCUGGCAAGCAAGUGGGUGUUCUUCCGUUAUGAGCCCUGCCCCGUCUCUGGGUGCACCUACAUGUCGUCCAGGUGUGACAAACACCUGGAAAGCAGCCACCCGGAGCUCUCCAAGGAGCAGCUGCAACGGGCUGUAGACACAGCCCAGAGACGGGUGACCAUCCUCCAGCUGGCAGCCCUCAGGGCCACUGCCCCUCACCCGCCAAUGGUCAGCCAGCUGGACCAGGAGGAGGACGACUCUGACGUCUGGUCAGAGGAGGAGGCGGAAGCGCAGGCCAGCUGCCAGGGCUGCAACACCCUCCAGCGCAAGUACGAUGGUGUCAAGCAGCAGCUGGACAACCUGCGGAAGACCUUCCGCCUCUACCACCGCAGGGUCUCCAGGUUCGAGCGGAGGACUGGGAAACACUUUGUGCUACCUCCCUGUUCCGGAGGAGGUGGACGUGCGUCCAUCCCCGUCAGCCGCAGCAACGCAGAGCCCGGGAGGAAGUUCUGCUGCAGCUGGCAGACGCCCUUCCACCCAGCACGCUGGCAGACGCCCUUCCACUCAGCACGCUGUAGACGUCCUUCCUCCGUGCACGUCCGUCCACCACCGCCUGCCUUGACCUCUUCUUCUGAGACCUCCUCCCCUUCAUCGUCACCGACAACCUCCCCACCAUCACCACCACCACUCUCCCCACUCUCCCCACCAUCACCACCACCGUCCCGGCCAUCCAAGACGCCCAGGGUCUCUUGGGAAAGCGUCUCGGCAGGCGUCGGCGGACAGGCCGGCAGCGUCGCCCCGUCCUCUGGCCGGAGCGAAGGAGGGGACUCUGCUCCACCGGCCAAGAGGACCAGGAAGGUGCACCACACCGGUGGCAGCCCGUCUUCCCCGGAGGCCAACCAAGAGCCCCUGUCGCCACGGGAGUUGGCAACGACGCCUCGCCCGAGUCCCGCCUCGUUGCUGUCCGGGUUCUCGGCAGCGAUGGAUCAAUACCUUGACGACUACCGCUGCUUCCUCAAAGGGGUCCAGCACACACACAAGCAGGUGGACAACGUGGCCUCCAAAGUCAUGAGGGUCAGGAGGUUCCUGAAUUUCAUGGCGGUGGGGGCCCUUAAGGUGUGGGACUGGACCUUCCUGUCACGCACGCAGGUCAUCGUGGAGUGGGUCGGGCAUCUGAGGAAAUGUGGCAAGAAGGUGACCACCGUCACCUUCUACCUCAGGAACAUUUACUCCUUUAUGAGGUACUUCAAGGAGACGCCACCACCUCAGUGCCAGCUGAAGAGCACGCAGGUCACUGCAGUGAUGCGCACCAUCCUGCAGUGCAUCAGGCCUCUUCUCAGGGAUGUCAGCGUACAUCAGAUGAAGGUGAAGGCGGCCAAACAGUUGCGGCUCAUCCCCGCGUCCGAUCUCCGCCUCUGCUGCGAGCGCUGCCGUCAGGCCAUUCCCGGGGUGCUGGGUAAGAAUCGGUGAUGUCGGUGUUUACGCUUUGGAGGAUGUCACGAUGGGUGACAGGUUCUGUCGAGCGGAGAUGUUAAACAGAGCUCACUUGUGUUUGAUCUUCACAGAACAAGUGGAGAAGGAG
Nothobranchius furzeri (turquoise killifish) is the source of this 1852-nucleotide messenger RNA. Lineage: Eukaryota; Metazoa; Chordata; Actinopteri; Cyprinodontiformes; Nothobranchiidae. The record is from RefSeq and is a predicted model, not a curated record.